GGGCCAUCUUCUAUUGCUUUCCCAGGCCAUAGCAGAGAGCUGGAUCGGAAGAAGAGCAGCCAGGACUUGAAAUGGCACCCAUAUGGGUUGCCGGUGCUGCAGGCUGGGACUUUAACCCGCUGCACCACUCACCAGCCCUUUGCAUAGACUUUUAAAUCAGUUUGGGCAAUUGUGUAAGGCCAGCAUUCUGUCACAAAGUCCAUUACAUGUGUUUGUGUUUAUAGAAAUUUCUUAGUGGUUCAGCUUCUCUGGUUAAACUCAGGCUGAUACCAUAAGCAAGCAAAUAAAUAAUCCCUUUAAGAUCUAAAUAUAGAUAUCUAUGCUGAUCUCUUUCUGUCUGUAUAUCUCUAUUACUGUCUAAAUCAAUUCUCUUAAUGAGAAAAGGCUUUUCUUGAAGUUGUCAGUUAAUGGGGUCUAGAUAUUUUGGAAUUUCAGCGUGAGAAUGUUUAUGAAUACAGCUUCUAACUUAUCUAUUUAAAAACUCACUUCAAUUAUUGGACCUGUUGAAUAAUUAGAAAUAGAAAUCUCUUCAAGCAUUCUUCAAUCAAAAGGUGAUUUUCUUCAGGUAUGCUGGAUCCUAGUAUUUCUGGUAUCACACUUCAUCUCCACUCCCUGUUUCCCCAGGGUUUGUGAAAGGGGACAUGUGGCAGAGGAAUCAGACCUCCCUGGCAGACUUCAUCCUUGAAGGGCUCUUUGAUGACUCCCUCACCCACUUUUUUCUUUUCUCCUUGACCAUGGUGGUCUUCUUCAUUGCAGUGAGUGGCAACACCCUAACCAUUCUCCUCAUCUGUGUGGAUCCCCGGCUUCAUACACCAAUGUACUUCCUGCUCAGACAGCUCUCCCUCAUGGACUUGAUGCAUGUUUCCACAACCAUCCCCAAGAUGGCUGCCAACUACCUAUCUGGCAAGAAGUCCAUCUCCUUUGUGGGCUGUGCAAUCCAGCACUUCCUCUAUUUGUCUCUAGGUGGUGCUGAAUGUCUUCUCCUAGCUCUCAUGUCCUAUGACCGCUAUGUUGCCAUCUGUCACCCCCUACGUUAUUCUGUGCUCAUGAACAGAAUGGUGGGACUGAUGAUGGCUGGCAUAUCAUGGCUGGGGGCAAGCAUAAACUCCCUAAUCCACACAAUGAUUUUGAUGUACUCCCCUUUCUGUGGGCCUCGGAAGAUCCACCACUUCUACUGUGAGUUUCCAGCUGUUGUGAAGUUGGUCUGUGGUGACAUCACUGUUUAUGAGACCACAGUGUAUAUCAGCACCGUCCUGCUUCUCCUCCUCCCCAUCAUCCUGGUUUCCACAUCUUACAUCUUCAUCCUCCACAGUGUCAUUCAGAUGCGUUCAGCUGGAAGUAAGAGAAAUGCCUUUGCCACUUGUAGCUCUCACUUCACCGUGGUUUCCCUGUGGUUUGGGGCCUGCAUCUUUUCAUACAUGAGGCCCAGAUCCCAGCGCACUCCACUGCAAGACAAAGUUGGAUCUGUCUUCAGUAGUAUCAUCACUCCCACGCUGAAUCCUCUGAUUUAUACUCUUCGGAAUAAGGAUGUAGCCAAGGCUCUGAGGAGAGUACUGAGGAGAGAUGUUCCCACCCUCUAAUUGUAAUUGUAGUUGCCUUGAGUGCAGAGUGAAUGGGAUAAGCUCCAUAUGUUGAUCUGGGUGAACCUCUAAGAUUUUUCCUUGUGCUCUUUAACUACUGUGGGAAUGGCACAGGACUCCACUAUUCUAACUUGAUAUCAUGCUUUCUAGCCCUGUGGAAUACCUUUAGUAAUGCUUUAGAGAUGUAGGGAAAAAUAAAAGAAACAUUUUAAAUUAAGACAUAUAGGGGCCACACUGUGGCAUGGCAGGUAAAGCCGUUGCCUGCAAUGCCAGCAUCCCGUAUGAGUACUGGUUCGAGUCCCAGCUGCUCCUCUUCUGAUCCAGCUCUCAGCUAUGGCCUGGGAAAGCAGUGGAAGAUGGCCUAAGUCCUUGGGCCCCUGCACCCGCGUGGGAGACCAAGAAGAAGCUCCUGGCUUCAGAUUGGCUCACCUCUGGCUGUUGUGGCCAUUUGGGGAGUGAAUCAGCGAAUGGAAGGCAUUCUCUCUCUGUCUCUCUCUCUCUCCUCUCCUCUCUUUCUCUCUGCCUUUCAAAUAAAUAAAUCAAUCUUAAAAAAAAAAGACAGUAAAGGCCAGUUCUUCUUCAAAAAGAUAAGAGAAAGACAUAAGAACUAUUUCCCAUUAUUAUUUCAACAAAAUUAUAUGAAGUAUACCACUAGGGAUGGGUGUUUGACUCAGUGUUUAGAUUUCUGGUUGGGAUUCCUGCAUAACAUAUUGCAAUAUCUGGGUUCCAUUCCUAGUUUCUGUUCCCAGCUCCCUGCCAAUACAGACUCUGAGAGACAGCAGCUUAUGCCUCAAGUACAUGGGUCUCUGCCACCUAUGUGGAAGCCUUGGCUUGAGUUUCUGGCUCCUGGCUCUUUACUGACCUUGUCCUGAUCAUUUGGACAUUUGGGGAGUGACAAAUGAAUGGGAGAUGUGUCUGUCUUUCUGUCUCAAAUUAUAAAAAAAAAAAAACAAAAACCAAAA
Messenger RNA from Oryctolagus cuniculus (rabbit), 2542 nucleotides. RefSeq names its product olfactory receptor family 2 subfamily AE member 1 (gene OR2AE1). The record is from RefSeq and is a predicted model, not a curated record. Gene Ontology annotation, biological process: G protein-coupled receptor signaling pathway. Gene Ontology annotation, cellular component: membrane. Gene Ontology annotation, molecular function: olfactory receptor activity; G protein-coupled receptor activity. Lineage: Eukaryota; Metazoa; Chordata; Mammalia; Lagomorpha; Leporidae.